ACUGAUGCCAUUCGAUUCGGGGUUUGAUGCGGAGAUGUAGUCCUCGGUGAUCAGCUAAUAGCUCCCAGUCCUACGAGCUACUUUAACGGAAAACUUUUAAGCCUUGCUGCUGUCUAGCCUCUCUGUUGACUUAUUGUUUUAGGAAACCAGACGUUUUCCAUCGCUUCCUAUCUAAUUUCCCCUAUAAAACCAGGCCAGGCUAAACCUGUCGCGCUGUAUAUCCCGCACCUCUUUGCUUUUGGUGGAUUCUUUUUUCUCCCUUUCCGAAGACAAAAUUCUGGUGUUUAAGGGAACAUUGAGGACAGAGGGACUCACUUUGUAGGACUUUUUUUUUUCUUCUCGAGAAGAUGAGGAAUAACCUGUGAAGCGGCUGAAACUAAUCUCUGCAACUACCAGACCCUGCAUUGAUGAGCCCUGGUUGCGGAGCCAGGCUGCUCGGUCACUGGGCUGAGGGGCAGACUUUUGUGGGGAAGUCGUGUGAAACACAAAGAGCUUAUUAAUGCCAAGCAGUCAAGUUGUUCACCGUGUGCUGACAGGGGGACUGAGGUAAGAGUACAGUUACAACGCUGGGACCUUCACUGCGACACAAAGUUUGUCAACUUUUCAGCGUGUAGCUGUUAAUAAAGUAACUGCACCUGGAGAAGCCUUUAACAGCCUCGUUUGGCCCAGGGUUGAUUCUUUUUAGCUGCAGUGUUUUGAGCACCGUCUGAGGAUUUCUCUCAUCAGGAGUCAGCUUUAAAUGCAGACUGGUUUGCGGUCAGUGGGUGCACAGCCGAUCUGCCAGUGCCGCUGGGGUUUUAAUCCACGUCCAUUCAUUUUUUACCACCUGGCUUCAACACUAUGGAGGUGAUAAUAAGGAGCAUGCUGCUGCUGCUGCUGGGGUGCAUCGCAUUCUUGGACCUCGCUCGUCUGAUUGAUGCAGAAGAAGAGGUCCUGAUGAACACUAAGAGUGAGACGUCAGAUCUCAAAUGGACCAUCUUCUCCCAAGACAAAUCCGAGUCUCAGUGGGAGGAAGUGAGCGGUUUGGAUGAGGAAAACAACAGCGUGAGGACCUUUCAGAUCUGCCAGAUGGAAAGCUCGUCCAGCCAGUGGCUGCGCAGCGGCUUCAUCCAGAGACGAAGCGCCUCUCAGGUUUACGUGGAGCUGCGUUUCACCAUGAUGGAGUGUUCGUCCAGGAGCACACACCACCGCAGCUGUAAAGAGACUUUUAACCUCUACUACUACCAGGCAGACUCCAACGAGGCCACGGCCACCUACCCGCCCUGGAUGGAGAACCCUUACACCAAGGUGGACACCGUGGCUGCAGACUUUCUCCUGAGGAAGGGUGGGGAGCGGAAAUUUAAUGUGAAGACCCUAAGGCUGGGCCCUCUAACCAAGAGAGGCUUCUACUUGGCCUUUCAGUCUCAGGGCGCUUGCAUGGCCCUGCUGUCCGUCAGGGUGUUCUUUAAAAAGUGUCCUCCGCUCAUCAGCACGCUCUCCUCUUUCCCUGAGACAGUCCCCCGUUAUUUAGUGCAGGAGGCUCAGGGUUCGUGUGUGGAGCACGCCGCCCUGCAGGGGCCCCGGCCUCGACCCCCUAAGCUCUUCUGUGGUGAAGACGGCCAGUGGGUAGGGCAGCCGACAACCUCCUGUGCUUGUCUACCUGGAUAUGAACCUGUGGAGAUGCAGACCCGCUGUGCAGCCUGUCCUGUGGGUCAGUUCAAGUCGGGCACAGAGGGGCGCUGCAGAGAAUGUCCAGAAUACAGCCAGGCCUACAGCAGAGGGGCGGCGGCGUGUGCGUGUCGCUCCGGGUACCUACGUGCAGACGCCGACCCUGCAGAAAGCUCUUGCUCCAAACCUCCCUCGGCUCCCCGUAGUGUCAUCCCCCAUAUCAAUGACACCACACUAAUGCUGGAGUGGAAUGAGCCUCUGGACAGAGGCCACAGAGAAGACCUCAGCUACUCCAUCAAGUGCUUUGUAUGCAGGUCACCCAAGGAAACGUGUCUCCCCUGCGGAGACAGCGUCACCUACCGUCCGGCGCAGGAAGGCCUGCAGGGUCGCAGGGUGGAGGUGUGGGGCCUCUUGCCUCACACCACCUACACCUUCACCGUCCAGGCGCUCAACGGUGUGUCACCACUUAGCACCAAGGAGCCGGCUGGCGAAAGCAUCAAUAUCACCACCAGCCAUGAAGUACCAUCGCUAGUUUCUGCGAUUCGGAAGAGUGACUCCACUGAGAGCAGCCUGACUCUGCAGUGGUCGGUCCCAGAUCAGCCACACUACAACGUGCUGAUGUAUCAGCUGCGCUACUGUGAGAAGGAGAGGCGCAGUGAAAAUCCAUGCUCGUACACAGAGACGAGCAGAAACCAGGCUGUGCUGACAGACCUCCGCAGAGCCACUCAGUAUGAAGUGCAGGUUCGGGCGCGCACCCAGGCUGGUUAUGGCAGCUUCAGUCGUGCAGUCAUCUUCCGCACCCUGCCCGAUGGAUAUGACUCUGCCUCCCAGUUCUUGGUGCCUGGCAUCCUUAUUGCUGUCGGGAUAGUGCUGCUUGUCAGUUUUGUCGUCUUAGCCGUCUUCUGCCUACGCCGACACUGCCGAGUUAAAGAUCCUGAGCUAAGUGACAAAAACAGCCAGUACCUCAUUAGCCAAGGGGUCAAGGUUUACAUCGACCCUUUCACCUAUGAGGACCCUAAUGAGGCGGUGCGAGAAUUUGCCAAGGAAAUAGAUGUUUCCUUUGUCAAGAUAGAGGAGGUUAUCGGUGCCGGCGAGUUUGGAGAGGUGUGUCGAGGACGGCUGAAAAUCCCAGGGAAAAAAGAAAACUAUGUGGCUAUAAAGACCCUGAAAGGAGGCUACACCGAUAAGCAGAGGAGGGACUUCCUGUCUGAGGCCUCCAUCAUGGGUCAGUUCCAGCAUCCCAAUAUCAUCCACCUUGAGGGCAUCAUAACAGCCAGCUGUCCAGUCAUGAUCCUCACAGAGUUCAUGGAGAACGGAGCGCUAGACUCCUUCCUGCGGCUGAACGACAGCCAGUUCACUCCUAUCCAGCUGGUGGGGAUGCUGCGCGGCAUCGCCUCCGGCAUGAAGUACCUGGCAGAGAUGAGCUACGUCCACAGAGACCUGGCUGCCCGCAACAUCCUGAUCAACAGCAACCUGGUGUGCAAGGUGUCUGACUUUGGCUUGUCACGCUUCCUACAGGAGAACUCCUCCGACCCGACUUACACGAGCUCUCUGGGAGGCAAGAUCCCUAUCCGCUGGACAGCACCUGAGGCAAUAGCCUUCAGAAAGUUUACCUCCGCCUCCGACGUGUGGAGCUACGGCAUUGUUAUGUGGGAGGUCAUGUCUUUUGGCGAGAGACCCUACUGGGACAUGAGCAACCAGGAUGUAAUCAACGCCAUAGAGCAGGACUACCGGCUGCCCCCGCCGCCCGACUGCCCCACCCACCUGCACCAGCUGAUGCUGGACUGCUGGCAGAAGGACCGGUCGGCGCGUCCUCGUUUCGCGGACCUCGUCAGUGCUCUGGAUAAACUCAUCCGCAACCCUGCCUCGCUGAAAAUAGUUGCUCAAGAAGCAGGCGGGCCGUCCUACCCCCUGCUGGACCAGCGUGCACCUAUAGCCCUCUCGCCGUGCUCUUCAGUCGGAGAUUGGCUGAGGGCCAUCAAGAUGGAGCGCUACGAGGACAGCUUCCUGCAGGCGGGCUUCAACUCUGUAGAUCAGCUGGCUUCAAUCACUGCACAGGAUCUGUUGCACAUGGGAGUGACAUUAGCUGGACAUCAGAGGAAAAUCCUCUCCAGCAUUCAGACAAUGACCUUGCAAAACAAGAGCACAGCAACUGUGACAUUCUAGCUGCUCUACCCUUCUUCAUCUUGGACAUAAAGACAGCACACAGGUGUCCCGCCGUGUUCUAGAGCACUCUGGAUCCUUUUGUGUGACCCACUUUGAACACGGACUCUGAGGAAGGAGGGAGAUUGAAUUCACGACCAGGGAAAAGAACAAAAAAAGAGAGGGGGAAAAAAACAGCAGAUAAGGAUGACUGCUGAGACUUGAACCAGUCACCUGGAGAAACCAGGUGGUAAAGUCAUCCAGACUUUCUGUCGAUUUUUUAAAGUUUGCAGUCACUAUUUUUGCAUUUAGCAAGUGUAGAACCCAGUACAUCUGCCAAACCAUGAUUAGCGACAAACCAGUGUUUACAUAGUUUCUAAAGUUUCAUUCUCAAAGCAUCGUUUACUUAUAUGUUGUCCAUAAAAAAUGUCACUUUGACUUUUAACCAAAGGAGACAGAAAAUAAAUGCUAAUCUAAGACUUAUCUUUGUUUUCCGGUUUUACUAUAAUUGGGAAUGAGAACUGUUUUGAUUCUGGCUGUCUUUUACUAAUCCUUCUGGAUCACCUUCCAUGUCAGCAGUGCACAUUUGAACUACGGGACUAGUUUGCUUCCAUUAUAUUUCAAGAUGACCUCGUCCUUACUCAGGUGUGAUGUGUAAUACAGACUUCGAGGGACGCAGUAGAUGCCCGUAAUCAGACGCCUCAUCCUCCUCUGUCUGGCUUCCCCUUCGCCAGCUAAAAAAAUACAAGAGGAAAAAUGAGGCACAGAGGAGACAUUUCAGCACUUUUGUCAUUUCAGAGUGAUUUGUAAUCUUGUGUGAUUUGAUGCGUUUCUCCUGGGCUGUGUUUCUGUUGGAUGUUUUCUGCUGGCAGCUCAUUUUUGUUCUAAUCAGCCAGAACAAGGACCAGGUGGACUCAGAGACCAGAGAACACUGUAGAAUUGGUUGUUCAUGUUAUUUGGCCUCAAAACAGGUUUUUAAUCGAUAUUAGUGAUAAUGUACAUUUUUAAUACUCUUAUUCUGUAUUCUCCAUCUUCCAGUGCCAUUUAUAUGUCUGUAUGUGGUCUUAAAUGACUGUUUUAUAAAGCAAAUAUCUUUCCUGUGGGA
Girardinichthys multiradiatus is the source of this 4894-nucleotide messenger RNA. It is a transcript of the gene ephb4a, whose product is annotated as eph receptor B4a. The transcript is spliced from 17 exons. Bases 841 to 3813 code for a protein of 990 amino acids. The record is from RefSeq and is a predicted model, not a curated record. NCBI's taxonomy places the organism in Eukaryota, Metazoa, Chordata, Actinopteri, Cyprinodontiformes, Goodeidae. Gene Ontology annotation, biological process: axon guidance; protein phosphorylation; cell surface receptor protein tyrosine kinase signaling pathway. Gene Ontology annotation, molecular function: transmembrane-ephrin receptor activity; ATP binding; protein binding. Gene Ontology annotation, cellular component: neuron projection; plasma membrane.